Ostertagia ostertagi is the source of this 372-nucleotide messenger RNA. NCBI's taxonomy places the organism in Eukaryota, Metazoa, Nematoda, Chromadorea, Rhabditida, Trichostrongylidae. The record is from the annotation of a GenBank genome assembly.
AUGAUCAUGGAGGAAACGCAAACCGAUGAUGUACCUCUGAUGCCGAUGGACGUUGAAGUGAUCCAGGAAGACAUUGACAAUCUGCAAGAAAAUGAACAGAUCUUGGAGGAUACUGCACUUCUAGAAGGGGAACUGGCCCUAGUCCAGAGAAGACUUCACGAACUUUCGAGAGAGCAAACCUGCCGUCCACGCAGUUAUGAAGUCGGAGUGGACCGUGAUGAAAAAAUAUGCCAUGUCUUCAUUAUUCUGAUUCGUGCAGGGAAGUACCAACUCGUAGCAGCGCGACAAGAAUCUCUUGACAGAAAAAAGCAGUGCACGAUGUGCUUGGAAGAGGACUGCGAGAAGGAUUCUACUUGCCGAAAAUAUGGACAA